UGCGCGUUUGGCCGCGUAGCGACGCGCACAAGUGGUCUUCCGAAACGCAACGCGACAUAACGCGAGCUGUUGCACACGUACGUACGUGUGAGCGUUUAUUCGCAGAUUUGUGCGUUUCUCGUUUCGCAGUGACGUGAAAGUGAGCAUUAUCGACACGCGCGCUUUCGCAACACGAGUCAUCGGGUCGUAUCUCGCGACACGUUCGCGCGACACACGUCAACAGUCCCUCCUCGAGCUUGGCAUUGACGAAACGUCAGCCACCGCACCAGAAUUAAUUCCUACUUACCCACCUACCCCGCAUAGUGACCUAGAAACGCUAAAGCUCCGUAGGGCUUAUCGCCGUCGUUGCCCCCCCCGGCUAACUGGCAGUUUGAAUUCGAGGAUGUGAGCUUCAAAGGACACGUUUCCUUCGGUUUGACAUCCGAUUAUGAUGGCUGAUGACUCGAUCGGACCAUCGCACUUCCUAGCCAGCCGAUGAUGCUAAUUACGUUAACGCGUGCACGCGACGCUCCAAUUAUGAUGCAAACGGAUAAGAGUGACGCCGAUAUUGACAAAAAUGAGACUGCCAACGAUGUCACGACGGUGUCAAUCACGAACGAAGUAACAAAUUUGAAGAUCGAAGACAGCUCAGCAAGUUCAACGCCGAGUAGUCCCGGCAGUACGCAGCUAGGUAGCUUUUUAACGAGCUUCAAAGCGUUUUCCAAAUUCGGCGAUCCAAAAAGCGACGGCAAACUGAUUACGUUGAGUCAAAGCGACAAAUGGAUGAAGCAGGCGAAGGUGAUCGACGGAAAGAAGAUUACCACCACAGAUACGGGAAUUUAUUUUAAGAAGCACAAAUCAAUGAAACUCAAUCUAGAGCAAUACAAAACGUUUCUUGAAGAAUUGGCCAAAAGUAAAAAAAUGGAGUUGGCAGAAAUCAAAAAGAAAAUGGCCAAUUGCGGACCACCUGGAGUCACUGCUGGCGUGAGCGGGGCUGGGAAAGCGGCGUCGACAGUUGACAGAUUGACCGAUGUCAGCAAGUAUACCGGCUCUCACAAACAACGUUUCGACGGAACGGGAAAGGGUAAGGGCAUAUCAGGACGCAAGGAUGUAUCAGAUCAGUCUGGAUACGUUCAAGGCUACCAAAAUAAAGACACGUACAGCAAGGCUCACUAGCACACAUCCGACGAGAUGGUUGAUAAGUAAGUCGAGCUGUUCGUCAUAAGAAUUUGAAUUUUACAACGUCAUCAGCGAUCUGACAGACGUUUCAAAAAUUAAAACAAUUGAUUGAUUUACGUUUAUUUGAAACGUGUCUAGACUAUACAAUUUUCGAUCUUGAUAUCCAUAUUUCAUUUUUUACAUCGGCGACUUUUUCGACGCAAGGCCUGAAUGAAAAGUCACUCUUGCUAAUAAUCGACUUAUUCGAGCGACUAGUUUCACUUGUCACCGCGGCUUCUAUCAUAUUGCUUACGUUAUUAGUUGAUUAAUCAUCAUUAGAAUGUUAAAAUCCAAAAAAUGAUUUCUCACAGAAGUAUUUAUAAAACGGACGAUGCUUUGAAGCAGUUCAGUUUCAGAAGACGUCUUUCUUUUGUCGAAAGCGCGACAAUGUACGAGGGCAGUCUGAAAACUUCUUGGCCUGACACAUAAAUGGUAUUAGAAACUGUCAAAUUAUAAUUGCAUUGGAAAGUGGCAUUCCUGAUAUAAACCCAUGUAAAAUUUUAUUUCGAUCUG
This is a messenger RNA of Harpegnathos saltator (Jerdon's jumping ant), 1710 nucleotides long. It is a transcript of the gene ringer, whose product is annotated as tubulin polymerization-promoting protein ringmaker. Gene Ontology annotation, molecular function: tubulin binding. The record is from RefSeq and is a predicted model, not a curated record. Gene Ontology annotation, cellular component: microtubule. Gene Ontology annotation, biological process: positive regulation of protein polymerization; microtubule bundle formation; microtubule polymerization. NCBI's taxonomy places the organism in Eukaryota, Metazoa, Arthropoda, Insecta, Hymenoptera, Formicidae. The transcript has 5 exons. The coding region runs from base 475 to 1155 and encodes 226 amino acids.